This is a messenger RNA of Acaulospora colombiana, 914 nucleotides long. The record is from the annotation of a GenBank genome assembly. NCBI's taxonomy places the organism in Eukaryota, Fungi, Glomeromycota, Glomeromycetes, Diversisporales, Acaulosporaceae.
GUCGCAGAUGCUCAAUCUUCUGCAUUUGAGCAGUAUCUGUCCUUAUUUCGGCGAGAAAGAGGCAACCUAAUGCGGAGAGAAGGGUCAACUUCAUUGGAUCAGUAUAAACGUGGAGUAUACUCCACUUUGGAUCUAUCCUAUUCACUCAUAUCUCCACUGGCUCGAGAAUUCCUCGGGGUCUGCUCACAGCUUCACUAUACCGACAUCUCGCUUUCUAUGAUCCUUGCAGCUUCCGAAAAGGAUUUUGAAGAUCAGAAGGGCUAUGGUGAACGACCUGAAAGCCACGUGAAUGUCAAGGAACGUCUUCGGUCACUGUUCCGUCCUCACGGGAACCUCGAUGAAUCUCACAUUCGCGAGAUAAUACAAUCCUUGGUAUCGCUUUCACUGGUUCAGGUUACCAUAGCCAAAGACACAAUUUUACUUCGGUAUCACCCAUUGGUGCAUGCAUGGGCAAACGAAAAGACAACUCCUGAGAGCACAUCUUUACAUCUCAGGAUGGCCAUCACCAUCAUAUCCACUUCCAUAGACUCCAUAUCCCCCUCUCAUUCUCAGUACUUAUCCCCACAUAUUAUAUCGAUUGCGGAGAGAGCACAUUUGAGCGAAUUACAUAUCACGGAUUUGACUAUAAUGGGAGAAUUUAUAGGAAGUGGAGUGUCUAAAGUCUCACUCAAUCUACUUGAAGAGGCUGCAAGGCAGCUGAAAGAAAGAGUUGUAUCUUCCUCUUCAAGUACUGCCGAUGUUUAUAAUGCUCUUGCCGGGGCUUAUAUAGGAGCAGGAAAAUUGGACAAAGCCGAGGAGAUGCUGCUACAGGCACUGGAAACCGAACGCAGCUUGUCAGGUGAUAACCAUUUGGAGAUUAUGAAACUAAAUCAGGGUCUCGGAGGUGUUUACUGGUUCAUGGGUAGAUACAAGGA